AUGAUGGCCUCAUCGUUCCUCUACACCAUCUCCUCCGGUCCCUCCUUCUCUUCCAGCUUUUGGCCGUCCUUCUGCGGGCCCCACGACCCCUACUCCCGGCACUGCCUCUCCACCCCCCUCCUCUCCUCCCCCUCAUCUCCUCUCUCCUCCACCCCACCCAGCCUCCUCCUCCUCCCCUCCCACCACAACACUCUCUUCCAGACCUCCUCCUCCCCCCUCCCUAACAUCACCCCUGCCACAGUCACAUGGAACCAGAUAGAGCGCCUAGCAGCAGAGGAAACCAGCCCAGGGUACCUCCCUCCGUGGCUGCUCUACCUCCCAGUCUCCCCGUGCCUGCAGCACGCGUCCUUCCUGCUCUUCUCAGCCUUCUUCAUCAUCUGCACCCUCUCUCACCUCCUCAUCCUCCCCAAACCCAAACACGCACACCCCAGCCUCUCCUCCUCCUCCUCCUUUUCCGGUCCCUCCUCUUCAUCCUCUGCUCCCGGCCCUUCCUCCUCCUCUUCCUCCUCCGCUUCCCGUCCCUUCGCCCCGUCUGCUACUCCCUCUCGCUCCUCCCGCCCACCGGGGUCUAACGAUGAAGGUGCUGCUGACGCGGUAGAAACCUCAGAGGCAGAGUCUCACUGGGAGGCAGGACCCGGCAAGCAGCACGGGGCGUAUCCGCAUGAGCUUGCAUAUGCAGCCGGGCAGGUGGUAACCUGGUUACUGGCGCUGCGAGUGUUACUGCUGUAUGGCAAGCGGAGGGACCAGAGGCUCGUGGGUUCUGCUAGGGUUUGGCUGUUUGCGAAUGCGGGUGCUGUGCUGCUACUCUCUGCUGGUGUGGUGUUACGGUUUGGUUCGCCUGGAGGGUUGAAGGCAGAAGCAGGUUCGGAGAAGACCGUGGCUGUGGAGGACGUGCCGAGCCUACAGACGUGCGACCGCGCCGAAGCUAACUUCCUAGCCUUCGACGCCAGCUGGGCGAGGCAGGUUGCUGCGGCUGAAGCUGCCGAAGCUGCGGCAGCAAGGGGCGGGGGAGGAGGUCUUAUCCCUUUCUCAAUCAGCCCUUUCUCCAUUUCCCAGGCCUGUUCCUGUGAAACCCUUUGCACCAUACUCUAUCGCUGCGUCUCCGCCCUCUCCUCCUGCUUUCGCUCCCUCAAAUCCUUCCUCACCUCACUCUACGCCUCUCCUUACACCCAACAAGGAGACACCAAAGACACGUCCGCUGCAGAGAAAACCGAGAAGGAGAAAGACGAGGAGGGGGAGCAGAUUCAGCCCAAAGCGACGGUUACCAGAGCUCUCUGGGAGUGCUUCUGGCGGCCGCUGGUGCUGACAGGAGUGCUGGCGCUGGGCAAGACGGGCGUGAUGUAUGCCGGGCCGCUGCUGCUCGCGAGCUUUGUGCAGUUUGCGGCGGGGAAGAGGGUGUUUCCGGGGGAGGGGCUGCUGCUUGUGCUGGCGCUGUUCCUGUCCAAGGCUUCUGAGAUCGUGCUGGAGCACCAAUUCAACUUCCGAUCCGAGGUGCUUGGGCUGGACAUCAAAGCUGCGCUGGUGGGCGCCCUUUACCGCAAGGGGCUGCGAUUGUCCAGCAAGGCGAAGCAGCGACACACGAUUGGGGAGAUUGUGAACUAUAUGUCGACUGAUGCGCAGCGUCUAGCGGAUCUCAUGUGGGAGUUGCACAACAUUUGGGUUCUUCCGCUGCAGAUUGUCUGUGCCCUUGUCAUCCUCUUCCACGUGGUGGGCAUAUCCAUGCUCUCCGGUCUGGGAGUGAUGCUGGCAGUCAUGCUCGCCAAUCUCUUAGUAGCCUCCGGCAUCCACCGAUUCAUAACCGAGAUCAUGUCAGCCAAGGACGCGCGCAUGAAGGCCACCUCUGAGGCCCUUUCCUCCAUGAAGAUCAUCAAGCUGUACGCGUGGCAGCAGCAAUUCCAAGACAAAAUCCAAUCCCUCCGCGACUCCGAAGCCUCCUGGCUGGUCAAAUUCAUGGCCUACGCAGCAGUAAACAUCUUCCUCCUCUGGCUGACCCCUCUCGCGGUCUCCGUGGCGACUUUCGGCACGAUGGUGGCGCUCGGUGUGCCGCUUACCCCGGCGUCGGUCUUCACUGCGAUUGCGACUUUUAGGAUUCUGCAGGAGCCGCUAAGGUCGUUCCCGUCGGUGAUUAGCGCGGUCACGCAGGCCAUGGUGUCGUUGAAAAGGCUGUCGAGGUUUUUGUCUGAUGAGGAGUUGCAGUGGGAUGCGGUUGAGAGGGUGGAGAGAGGAGCGGGAGGAGGAAUGGGAGGGGAGGGGGAGAGGGAUGGUGAGCGUCUGAAUGGGGAUGGGAGUGGAGGGGAAGUUGUAAUCAGCCAGGAGCAGCAGGAAGGGGAGGGGAAGAGGGGGAUGGAGAACGGGAUGGAGAUAGGGAAGGGGGAGCAAGAGGAGGGGGGGAGGAAGAAGGAAGGAGAUGGUGAUGAUGUGGUGGUGAGGAUUGAGAACGGAAUCUUCAGCUGGGAUGCUGAUCCAGAGAAGACCACAUUGACUGGCGUUGACCUGGAGAUCAGGCGUGGCAUGCGCGUGGCGGUGUGUGGGACCGUGGGUGCUGGCAAGUCGUCUUUACUGUCCUGCAUCCUGGGAGAAGUUCCAAAGCUGCAAGGGAAGGUGUUUGUGUCAGGACCCACAGCCUACGUCCCCCAGUCCGCGUGGAUUCAGAACGCCACCAUCCGAGACAACAUUCUGUUCGGCCAGCCGCUAGACCGCGCGCGCUACCACCACACGCUGCACCAGUGCUCCCUCCUCGCUGACCUGCGCCUCUUCCCCCUGGGGGCUGACACGCAGAUCGGGGAGAGAGGGGCGAAUCUGUCUGGCGGGCAGAAGCAGCGGAUCCAGCUGGCCAGGGCGAUGUAUGCAGGGGUGGGGAUGGGUGCGGAGGUGUAUCUGCUGGACGACCCAUUCAGUGCUGUGGACGCGCAUACCGGUUCAGAGCUCUUCAUGGAGUAUGUACUCAAGGGCCUGGCAGGCAAGACAGUAAUUCUGGUGACGCAUCAAGUGGAGUUCCUUCCCGCUGCUGACCUCAUCCUGGUGAUGAAGGAGGGGCGCAUAGUGCAGUCAGGCCGCUAUGACCAGCUGCUGGCAGAGGGCACGGAUUUCUCUGCCCUCGUGGAAGCACACACUGAUGCCCUCGAGAGUGUUGGACCCUUCCAUUCAAACACAUCCCCCAUUCCUUCCCCCAUUUCCCCCUCCCCCCCCUCCCAUCAUCAGGUGAUGAAGGAGGGGCGCAUAGUGCAGUCAGGGCGCUACGACCAGCUGCUGGCAGAGGGCACGGAUUUCAGUGCUCUCGUGGAGGGAUGGAGGCACCUCUUUUACUCACUAACCCCUUGUCUCUCCCCCUCGUCUCUCCCUGUCUCACACGCCCUCCCGCCCCAUGAGCAGGUGAUGAAGGAGGGGCGCAUAGUGCAGUCAGGCCGCUACGACCAGCUGCUGGCAGAGGGAACGGACUUCUCUGCCCUCAUUCUAGAGAAUAUGGAAGUGGAUGAGUCUGGUGGUGCUGCUGCUGCUGCUUCUGGUGCUUCUGGGGGGGGCGCAGCAGAGGGGGAUGGGGAUGGGCAGUUGAUCAGUGAGGAAGAACGUGAAUCCGGGCGGGUUUCUUUGGCCAUAUACUGGCAGUACAUGACGAAAGCGAUGGGCGGCUGGCACGUGCCACUGCUGCUGCUGGUACAGCUGGCGUGGCAGGCGCUGCAGAUCGGAUCUGACCUGUGGCUGGCCACGUACAGCUCAGCAGGGGCUGGGAACAGCUCAGCAGAAGCAGGGUACACGUCAGCAGUGGUUGGGUACACGUCAGCAGGGGGCGAAUUCAGCAACAGUAUUCUCAGCAACCUCACCUCUCCACUCUCCUCUCCUCUCGCCUCAAGUCUUUCCUCCUCCUUCACCCCAUCCUUCUCCUCCUCACUCUCCUCCUCCUACUCCUCCCCUCUCUCCUUCCUCGCCCCCUCAGCCAUCACCCCUUCAGCCUUCAUGAAGCUAUACUCGUUAUUAGCUCUGGGCAGCGGCGUGUUUGUGCUGCUGCGAACAGCAGCCUCCACAGAUCAGAACGCACUCGAUUUGGACCUGCCAAUUCAGUUCGGCUCUAUCCUCGCCAUGCUGUUCCAGCUGCUCGGGAUCCUCUUCGCCUCCACAGACCAAAGUGCUCUCGACUUGGACCUGCCAUUUCAGUUUGGGUCUCUCCUCGCCAUGGUUUUCCAGCUGCUUGGGAUUCUCUUUGUCACAUCCUACAUCACAUGGCCCGUGUUUUACGCUAUCAUCCCUCUCACGUACCUCUACUUCUCCUUCCAGGAGUAUUAUCUAAUGACAUCAAGGGAGCUCUCUCGUCUCAACGGAGUCACCAAGGCACCCAUCAUCGAGCAUUUCAGCGAGUCCCUGUCAGGAGCAGCAGUGAUCAGAGCGUUCGCGCAACAACCUCGAUUCGCAUUGAAGAGCUCCGAGCGCGUUGACACCAACAACCGAGUGGCCUUCCACUACGGCGCAUGCACCGUGUGGCUGGGGGUGCAUCUGGAGCUGCUAGGGGCGUUGUUGCUGUGCUUCUCGGCUUUCAUGCUCGUGUGGCUGCCUCCUUCGGUGAUCUCGCCAGGUUUAGCGGGCAUGUCUUUGUCAUAUGGUCUCGCCCUCUCCCAAGGUCUAUUCUACGUGGUGUGGGUGUGGUGCGCGCUUGAGAACCAGAUGGUCUCCGUAGAGCGAAUUCUCCAGUUCUCCCAACCCAACGUGCACCCCGAAGCACCGCUCUCCAUCCCAUCCCACCGCCCUCCAUCCUCCUGGCCCGACCGUGGCGCAAUCACCUUCGAAAACCUCCAAAUCCGGUACCGGCCGGACCUCCCAUUGGUUCUCAAAGGCGUGAGUCUGCAGAUCAAUGGUGGAGAGAAGGUCGGGGUGGUCGGGAGAACCGGCAGCGGGAAAUCAACGCUUGUCGUCGCUCUGUUUCGGCUUGUCGAGCCGACGGCGGGUCGGGUGGUGAUAGAUGGGGUGGAUACCAGCAGGAUCGGGCUGACGGACCUGAGGAGCAGGCUCGCGAUUAUACCUCAGGACCCGACCCUGUUCCAAGGCUCGGUUCGGAUGAAUGUGGAUCCGGCGGGGGAGUAUCGGGAUGAGGAGAUUUGGGAGGCGCUGGACAGGUGCCAACUGGGGGAGGUGGUUCGUGGCAUGGAGGAAAAACUGGAGGCUCAAGUGGUGGAAGGAGGGGAGAACUGGAGUGUGGGGCAGAGGCAGCUGUUCUGUCUCGGGAGGGCCCUGCUGAAGCGCACUCGCAUUCUCGUGCUCGAUGAAGCCACGGCGUCCGUUGAUUCGGCGACCGAUGCAGUGAUCCAACGGACGAUCAAGGAGUGCUUUGGAGAUGCCACCAUCAUCAGCAUUGCGCAUCGGAUCGCCACGGUUAUCGACAGCAAUAAAGUGGUUGUCAUGGACCAAGGAAAAUGGCCGCCGCGCGUGCGCGAGGGGGACGAGGAAGGCGAGGGAGGCGUGGAGGCGUCUUGGGAAUUGCUGCCGCUGCCGCCAUCAGGAUCAGACAGUGAACACUCGGACACGGAACGACCAGAAGACGAGGAAAGAAAGCAGUCGGAAGAGGUGGACACGGAACAGUCAGAAGUUCAGGAUGCGGAGCGAUUGGAGCACGGAUUACAAGUCCCGGUUUCUGAUGGUAUCGAGAUUUCAGGCGACGCGUGUGCUCUCUGCGCCAGUGUGGUUGCUGACGUCGACUCCCCGCCCGCUGGCGUUGAUACCCCGCCUGCUGAUGUUGAAUCCCCGCCUGCUGAUGUUGAAUCCCUCUCUGCUGACGUUAUAUCCCCACCUGCUGACGUCCUCUCUGCACCUGACGUCGACUCCCCUCCUGCUGACGUGGAACACGCUGAUGUGCCCGAUACUUCAUCCGUUGACAGCCACCAGCCGGUUAAGCAGCGUGAUGAGACGGCUGAACUGACGGCCGAAUUGACAGUUGAAUUGACGGCUGAGGUGACAGCUGACGGUCAGCUGGUAGCUGAGGAGACGGCUGGUGAGGAGCUGGUUGUUGUUCCGGUUGUAGCCUGUGCUGGCGCCUCUGAUGCCACUGACGCUGCUGCUGCUGCGUCUGAUGUCUCUGACGCUGUUGCCGAGGAAGGGGAGGGAAGUGAGGGAAUCGCGAGAAAGGUCUUGAAGGACGACGCUUGCGAAGGAAGUGAGAUAUCGCAGGGUGCUGCUGCAAGUGGUUGGCAGGAUGAGAAGAAGGAGAAAAACGUGUUACUGCUGGUGGAAGCAGAUCUCUCUGCUGCUGCUGCCGCUGCUGCCGCUGCUGCUGCCUCUGACGCUUCUUCCUCUGGUGCUGUUGCUGCAAGCAGCAAUUACCAGGCGAAGCUGGCUCGGCGCUUGGCUGGCGCUCUGUUGCACGCCGCAGGUACCACCUCCUCCUCUCCUCUGCUUUUCAAGCCUGCUCUUGGAGGAAAUGCGGCAGAUGUACUGCCCCCAGGUGCCACCUCCCCCGCUCCGCUGCUGCUCAGGGCUGCUCUAGGAGAAGGCUCUUUGAGGGUGCUGCCAGUUGUGGGGGAACUGCCUUCCUCUCUGGUGGUGGUGCCAUUUGCCCCUGCAGCAACAGAUGCUCUAAUAACGCAUGUUCUCACGUCUGGAUUUGAGGCACUGCCCGCUGAUGGUGCUGCUGGGAAUGAUGCUGCUGCUGGUGAUGCUGGUGCUGGUGCUGGUGGUGAUGCUGGUGGUGAUGCUGGUGGUGAUGCUGCUGGUGAUGCUGCUGGUGAUGCUGGUGGUGAUGCUGCUGGUGAUGCUGGUGCUGGUGGUGAUGCUGCUGGUGAUGCCGCUGCCACGUCAUCCGCAGAAGCCACCAGCUCUUCCUUUUCCGAUCCAGUGCCACCACUGCACGUCUCAGCGGCUGUGCUUGUGCUCUCUGCAACGGACCUGAACGCUCUUCGGCUGCUGCUGUGUGAAAGGAACGGGGAAGGGGACGAGGGGGUGGAGAGGGGGCGAGAUUUGACUGCUGCUGUGCGUGUGAAGCAGCUGCAGGGGCAAUUCGAUCUGCUGCGUCUCGCGUUUCGAUGUAAGCCUCUGAGUGAAUGCCUUUUAGAUGCCAGGAGUUAA
Molecule: messenger RNA, 7047 nt
Organism: Closterium sp. Naga37s-1
Lineage: Eukaryota; Viridiplantae; Streptophyta; Zygnematophyceae; Desmidiales; Closteriaceae
Source: the annotation of a GenBank genome assembly